AUGCCACCCGGACGGAAGUCGCGCAUUACACUGCCGCCUCCCUUCUUUGCUGAAAAGAGCCGGGGACGUUUGACACACAGCCCCCAAGGGGCAUCGGUGACGCGCAGAGGGCGUUCAGUUCAGCAGGCGAGACAAGCCUCUGCGACCAACUGCCAGAGAGCCAGCCAGAGAGCCAGCCAGAGAGCCAGCCAGCCAGACUCGUCCAACUCGCUCGCCCCCCUCGGGCACGGAGGCUGGAGCAGUGAGGAAUCCCCGCAGCCGCAAAUCUACACACGCCCUCCCCGGGUUCUCCAGUUUUCGCUGGGUCCAUGUCAUCUCGGAUCUCGCUGGCCUGGCCUUCCGGAUAUGGGAUGCAGCUUAAUUCGCAUAUUAGUUGCCCAGCCGGGGGCCGCGAGUCCAGGGACCAGGACUUGCUGA
This is a messenger RNA of Ustilaginoidea virens, 417 nucleotides long. RefSeq lists its product as uncharacterized. Bases 1 to 417 code for a protein of 138 amino acids. Lineage: Eukaryota; Fungi; Ascomycota; Sordariomycetes; Hypocreales; Clavicipitaceae. The record is from RefSeq and is a predicted model, not a curated record. The transcript has a single exon.